AUUUUCCAUGCUGAGCCUGGAGUUUGACUACAUGUGCCAGUAUGACUAUGUGGAGAUCCGUGAUGGGGACAAUUUGGACAGCCGAAUAAUUAAGAAAUUCUGUGGGAAUGAGAGGCCACCUCCCAUUCGAAGCACUGGGUCUUCACUCCAUGUCCUUUUCCAGUCUGAUGGAUCCAAGAACUUUGAUGGAUUUCAUGCUGUCUUUGAAGAAAUUACAGCUUGCUCUUCAUCCCCAUGUCGUCAUGAUGGAACGUGCAUUCUAGACAAAAGCGGUACCUACAAAUGUGCCUGUCUGGCUGGCUAUACAGGCAAUCGCUGUGAAAACUUGGUGAUGUGUAGGACUCCAGGUGCUCCCGCUCAUGGUAUUGUGGAAGGAGAUGACUUUAAAUACGGGGCCCAGGUUUACUUCAAGUGCAACGCAGGUUACAGCUUAAAAGGCAGCCGUGUUGCCUACUGUCAGCUUGAUGGGAUUUGGUCAACACAUCAUCCUGAAUGUGUUCUAGAUGAAAAAAACUGCUCAGAUCCUGGUGGCCCACUCAAUGGCUACAGAAGAGUAGUAGAAGACACUGGGCUCUUGAAUGGACGCUAUGCAAAAAUUGGCACAGUCAUUGCUUUCUUUUGUAACAACUCGUAUGUUCUUAGUGGGAAUGAAAAGAGGACCUGCCAAGACAAUGGAGAAUGGUCAGGGAAGCAGCCAAUCUGCAUAAAAGCCUGCAGAGAGCCAAAGAUCUCUGACCUGGUGAGACAGAAAGUGCUUCCAAUGCAGGUUCAGUCAAGGGAAACACCUUUGCAUCAACUUUACUCAUCUGCAUUCAGCAAGCAAAAGCUUGAAAUCUAUCCAACCAAGAAGCCAGCACUGCCAUUUGGAGACCUGCCCCCAGGAUACCAGCAUCUGCACACUCAGCUUCAGUAUGAGUGCGUUUCUCCUUUCUACCGCCGCCUGGGUAGCAGCAGGAGGACUUGUCUGAAGACAGGAAAAUGGAGUGGGAGGGCCCCUGUGUGUAUUCCAAUCUGUGGAAAAGCAGAAAACAUCACCCUUCAGAAGACAGUGGUCUCUACCAGGUGGCCCUGGCAAGCCGCAAUCUAUCGGACAGUCAAUGGGGUCAAGGAGAACAGUCUCCGGAAAGGGGCCUGGAUCCUUAUCUGCAGUGGGGCCCUGGUGAAUGAGCGCACCGUGGUGGUGGCAGCUCACUGUGUCACUGACCUGGGUAAGACCGUUGUGCUCAAGACAGCAGAGCUCAAGGUGGUUCUGGGGAAAUUCUACAGAGACGAUGACAGGGAUGAAAAGACCAUCCAGAACCUGCGGAUUUCUGCCAUCAUAGUGCAUCCCAAUUUUGACCCUAUAUUACUUGAUUCUGACAUAGCUAUCAUAAAACUCUUGGACAAAGCCAGAAUCAGCAGUCGUGUUCAACCCAUUUGCUUGUCAUCUUCUCAUGACUUGACUUCAUCCACAGAGGAUUUAAAAAUAAUGGUUACUGGCUGGAAGGUACUGGCUGACAUUAAAGAUCCUGGAUACAAGAAUGACACAAUCCGCAUGGGAGUUGUUCAGAUGGUGGAUUCACUGUUGUGUGAGCAACAGUAUGAGGAUAAUGGGAUACAAGUCAGCAUCACUGACAGCAUGUUCUGCGCCAAACAAGACCACACAGCCUUUUCUAAUAUCUGCCCUGCUGAGACUGGUGGGAUUGCAGCCAUAACUUUGCCAGGAAAAGCAUCUCCUGAGCUAAGGUGGCACCUGAUGGGAUUAGUGAGCUGGGGUUAUGAUAAAACUUGCAGCCUAGAACUCUACAGUGGAUACACCAAAGCUUUUCCCUUCAAAGACUGGAUUGAGAAGAACCUAAAAUAAAAAGCUGUGUCUGGAAAUGGCAUUUUAUAACUAUCAUAAUAUCUCUCUCAGUCUGCUGCUUUAGGCUUCUCAUCCCAGUGAUGAGCCACAUCUGGGAUAAGGUUAAGGCAGACAGCCUGGUAAUUUGUCCUAGGAUCGGAUGUUCCAUCAGGCUACUUUUACUUAACCCAUGAUAAAGGGUCUUAGUGCAUGAGAAGUUUUGCCAUAUUUUGCCUGUCUCCCCUGGUGGGAGGAUGAUG
Molecule: messenger RNA, 2082 nt
Organism: Balearica regulorum gibbericeps (East African grey crowned-crane)
Lineage: Eukaryota; Metazoa; Chordata; Aves; Gruiformes; Gruidae
Source: RefSeq, a predicted model, not a curated record